AUGAAUUCAUUUAGUUUUAUCCUGUUCGUGGCGUUGUCUUCGGUGGCGAAUGCUGGAUUUUCUAGUAGCGGAUACGAUGGAGGACAGGGCGGUGACCAGGGAGGACAUCUGGAUAUUAGCGGCGGAGGUGGAGGUGGUGAACACUAUGAUUUGGGUUCUGGAGGACACACUGAGGAGCAUCACGAAAUUCCCACUAAGACCAUCGAGUAUACAAAACCGGUGCAUGUACCAGUUGUGAAGAAGAUCGGUAUUCCCGUUCCUCAUCCGGUGGGAGUACCAGUACCUCAAGUUAUUAAAGUCCCGGUACCACAACCGUACCCAGUCCAUAUCCCGGUACCUCAACCAAUCGCUGUACCUAUUUAUAAACUGGUACCACAAGAGAUCGAGAAGAAAAUACCUAUUACCGUCGAGAAGCCAGUCCCAUAUCCGGUAGAAAAGCCCUAUAAAAUCGAAAUCGAGAAACAUCAUCCAGUCCAUAUACCAAAACCGUACCCAGUUCAUGUUCCAGUUUACAAGCACGUCUAUCACCACGUACCAAAGCACGGAGGCGGCGGUGGCGGUCAUGGCUGGCACUGA
Molecule: messenger RNA, 576 nt
Organism: Nicrophorus vespilloides
Lineage: Eukaryota; Metazoa; Arthropoda; Insecta; Coleoptera; Silphidae
Product: proline-rich protein 4-like
Exons: 2
Coding region: 1-576 (191 amino acids)
Source: RefSeq, a predicted model, not a curated record